UUAUGUUUAUUAUUGAAUUGAAGUGCAUUUGUCGAUAUUUAUGUUAGUUAUUCGGCACAUUAUUUUUCUUGCAUCUACUAGCGGUGACAGUUUUUGAGUGACAGGCAAAAAAGAAAAAAUACUAUGGUAAUUUUUGUAAGGUUUUACCUACCAGAGCGGUAUAUUUUCCGUUUUCUGUUUGCCGCCAUCCGCUAGGUGACGCAGUUGGUACUCGUUGCAUUCCAGGUGAGUUUGAUUAGCUCGAGCUGUUGACAUGGCAACGAAAUACAACCUGAACGAGUGGCAGAACUAACGAGAAAAGUUACUUCACUGUGUAUUUAUUAUAAAUUAUUAAUCAUUUUAUGAACUAUUUAGCUUUGUUUUAUUAAUUAUUUAGCUUUGUUGGUUAGUUCACCGCUCGAAAGAUGAAAAAACGAGUUGAAAAAUCCUCCAAGGAGAAAGUGGACAAGGUGGAUUCUGUGACUGACGAAGAACCGCCUAAAACUGCAGAUGAUUACCAGUGUUCAGGAAAUCUGGAGCUGGACUUCACAGAGCUGUGUAAACUCAUGGCUGUGAAAGAGAUCCCUUCUGUGAAGAUAAAGCGGUCAGCAUCUACAAAUGGAGGAGUUAUGGACAAUCAAUUUCAGACAUCAUUAGAAAGUCAGAUGACAACAUGGUCCUCUAAGCCUUGCCUCCAGAUAGAGCUAGAUAACGAAGACCACGGCAGUGUCAAGGAAGUCAAAAUAUCUGGAUGGAAGGUGGAUGAGGUGCUGCUUCAGGUGUUGAGCAGGCUAUUGCCGUCCCUCAGUAACUUACAGUGCUUACACAUGUGGCGUAUGGGCUUGACGGAUCACACUUUCAACUCUAUGAGAAACACAGUUUCUCUGUGUUCAAAUCUCAGGAAGGUGGUUUUAGAGGGCAAUCCACUCCCUGAGCAGAGUUACCAUUUACUCAUAGGGGAAGACAGCAUGUUGACAGAUUUAUCACUACGUAAUAAUCAUAUAGGAGAGGAAGGAGCCCGUCUGAUUGGCUCGGCUCUGUCUACAGUACACUCUGCCAACAAAAACCUCCUGUCACUCAACCUAGCCUUUAAUAGUUUUGGUGAUGCGGGUGCAAUUCACAUUGCUCAGGGUCUGCGUCUCAACCGUUCCUUGCUGUGUCUGUCGUUAUCCUACAAUCAAAUAGGGGAUAAUGGAGCAGCUCAUCUGGCUGAGGUGCUUGGGCCCUUUGCUUUGUCACAUGAGGAGAUAGUUGAGAGGAGGAAGCUGCUAAUUAAAGGUGAAGAAUCAACAAUGGUCCAGCCAUCUCUGGUUAGUCUUGCAGACUCACAUGAGCGGCCCGUCUCUGUCCGCAGCAGCUCUUCGCUGGAUCGUCUCAGCAAGAGUACAAAGAACUCCACCAAAAAGAAGGAAAACCCUAAAAAAGAGGAAAAACCAGCGGCAGGUCAGGCAGCAAAGAAAGAGGAGCCAAAGGUGGCCAAGAAAGAUAAUAAAGUUCCCCGUAGUCAGGCUGGAAAAUCAGCAGGCAAAGACAAUAAUCUCGUAGUAUCUGAACAAGAGAGAGUGGAGGUGGUUGAAACAGUGAAUCCUCUAUUGGAUCCUGGAAUUGUGCACACUGGAGGGAAAGUCAUUAAUCCAGGAAACACAUGCCUUACUUCUCUGAAUCUUUCAGGAAAUAAAUUGACUGAGCAGUCACUCAAGGCAUUCCUCUCAUCUCUGGAAGGCCAGGGUGAAGGUGGUCUUCUGCGUCUUUCUCUCAACAGGAAUCAGUUUCCCUCAGAUUGUGACACCUACCUGAAGAUACAGGAAAUGAUGUCUCUCAGGGACCCUCUAAAGAAAAACUGCUCUGGUCGGGUGGAGGAUGAACACAGUGAACCCAAGACCACUAGUGAAGCCUAACAAAUGACAAGAAGGGAUUAAUAUAUGCAAUUACUGCCACAACUCAACCAUAUUAAUAUUUCAUGCUUUCAUAAUUUGUUAAACUUUUUUUUAUCUUUGCUGUGUUGUAUUUUUACAUUUUCACUGAAAUUAUACAUGGAGCAAAAUGAGGUCUAAAUAAAGGUUCAAAAAUUAGUUUUGAUUUGUUUAACA
Labeo rohita (rohu) is the source of this 2069-nucleotide messenger RNA. RefSeq names its product leucine rich repeat containing 71 (gene lrrc71). Gene Ontology annotation, molecular function: protein binding. Lineage: Eukaryota; Metazoa; Chordata; Actinopteri; Cypriniformes; Cyprinidae. The record is from RefSeq and is a predicted model, not a curated record.